AUGGGUAUCAUUGAACUUUUUCUGGAGCACCUCUCUGUCAAGGGACUCUUGGUUUUCAUCAGCGCCAGCUUAGUUCUCUACAGGAUUGUCAGCGCUGUCAAUAAGAGGCAACGAUUAGGUCGUCUACCUGGUGCUCCAGCCCCUCGGUUCAAGGAUAAAUGGCCUUUGGGUCUCGGUGUUGUCGCAGGUCAAGUAGAUGCGACCAUCAACCACAAAAAUCUCGAAAACUGGUAUCAUCUGAUGAAAGAUGUCCCUGGCAACACCGCCGAAACCAAUGUAGUCGGGCGCCGCUUAGUGUUCACUUCCGAUCCUGAGAACAUCAAGGCUAUAUUAGCCGCACAGUUCGCCGACUAUGGUAAAGGCGCACCAUUCCACCGUGAUUGGUCCGAAUUCUUGGGUGAUAGUAUCUUCACUACUGACGGGCAGAAGUGGCAUGACAGCAGACAGCUGAUCCGACCGCAGUUUGUCAAGGAGCGUAUUAGUGACCUGGAUUGCUUCGAGUCGCAUCUUGAUACCCUGUUCAGGGCUAUUGCCAAUGGGCAAGCGCUCAGCAGCGUAGGGCAGCACGUCGACAUCGAAGCUGGGAACGGAAAGACAGUGGAAAUCAGCGACCUCUUUUUCAGAUAUACAUUGGAUGUUGCGACAGACUUUUUACUAGGUCUAGACGUUCAGUCUCUCACUACGCCACGUCAGGAAUUCGCCGAUGCCUUCAAUGAGGUGCAAAGAGUACAAAACAUCAAAGCAAGGGCCGGUCCUCUCCAGGCUCUUGUGCCUUCAAAGACGUUCCGUGCCGGCCUCAAAGUUAUCAACAAGCUUUGCGAGACCUAUAUUGAUCGGGCAUUGCGACUAAGCCCUGAAGAGCUCGCCAGCAAGACCAAAUCGGAUGAAGGGUACACCUUUUUGCAUGAACUCGCCUCCUUCACUCGCGAUCGCACCGUAAUUCGCGAUCAGCUCGUUGCCGUUCUGCUCGCUGGCCGGGACACGACCGCUGCAACUCUGUCCUGGACCAUCUACGAGCUUGCGCGUCACCCAGAAUGUGUCCGCAAGCUCCGCGAUGAGAUCAUCGACCAAGUCGGCCUCGAGCGUGCGCCCACCUACCACGAUCUCAAGAGCAUGAAAUACCUCCAGAACGUCAUGAACGAGACCCUACGUCUUUACCCCGUCGUGCCCUUCAAUGUGCGUCUUGCUCUCAAGGACUGCACUCUGCCUCGUGGCGGUGGUCCGGAUGGCACCCAGCCCAUCCCGGUUCUGAAGGAUACGCCCAUCGGUUACAGUACCAUCGCCAUGCAGCGUGACGAGUCGCUCUACCCGCCACCCAGCGAGAAGUUCAAGCCAGUCCUGGAGUACAGCCCUGAACGGUGGUACAACUGGCAGCCGAAGCCAUGGCAGUACAUCCCAUUCAACGGUGGCCCGCGUAUCUGUAUUGGACAGCAGUUUGCGCUUACAGAGAUGGGAUAUGUGCUUGUAAGGUUGUUCCAGAGGUUCGAAAGGGUCGAGAGUUUCAUGCAGCAGGUUGAUGGUGGAAACCCGAGGCUGAAGGCCGAGAUCGUGUUACAGCCUGCUGACGGCGUAAAAGUCGCUUUCUGGCAGGCUAAGAAAUAA
Truncatella angustata is the source of this 1602-nucleotide messenger RNA. RefSeq names its product cytochrome P450. Bases 1 to 1602 code for a protein of 533 amino acids. Gene Ontology annotation, molecular function: heme binding; monooxygenase activity; oxidoreductase activity, acting on paired donors, with incorporation or reduction of molecular oxygen. The transcript has 3 exons. Lineage: Eukaryota; Fungi; Ascomycota; Sordariomycetes; Amphisphaeriales; Sporocadaceae. The record is from RefSeq and is a predicted model, not a curated record.